Messenger RNA from Cooperia oncophora, 633 nucleotides. NCBI's taxonomy places the organism in Eukaryota, Metazoa, Nematoda, Chromadorea, Rhabditida, Trichostrongylidae. The record is from the annotation of a GenBank genome assembly.
AUGUCGUUUGAUUCGAUCUCUUCGAGCGCCCUGGGAUGUUUUCCCAGGCGUGCGCACACCAUUACAGCUCCUGAUGAAGCGCACAACUAUAUGGUCACGGUGUACAUGCACUGUUUCAAUCCUGAAGACCAGAAUGAUCGUGUAUGUAUCGACCUGCACAAGCGCUCCACCACUGAGGAGCUCAUCGAGCGAGUGAUCUCUCAACGUCAAGACUUGGUUGGACAAUCUGCUGAGGACUUUGACAUUUUCGAGAUGAUGGUGACGCCGGAUGGACAGGCCUCAAAAGAACGCCGACUAGAUCGUGGCGAAUACCCGGUUGCUGCCCAGUUGAUUUGGAGUCGAAUGCCGGGUGGCGAACAAACGGUCAGCAACUAUCGCUUUGUGUUCAGGCAUAAAGGAGCCCGUACAGGAUCGUCAUGUACCCGGUUUGGUUCAGCAGAAGCUGCCAGUACAAUCGACUCGUUUCUUUCGAGAUUUCUUCAACAGCCUCAUGAUCGAGAAUAUGCCGACCUAUGUAUGCUCCCCGAAUUGACUGAACAGACCCUGCUCGACAAUCUCAGGGAUCGAUUCAAUAGUGGCCACAUUUACACCUAUAUUGGACCAAUUCUUGUCGCUGUUAACCCGUUCAGGUGA